ACAAUCGCAACUUUGACUCCAAAUAACCUCCUAAUUUUCUCCCACGAUUCAAUUUUAGCGGUCAAUAAAUCAAAUUCCCGAUCUCUCUCUGUUUUUUUUGUACAAUCUCUCUUUUUGAAUCGUAUCGUUGGUAAUACUCUGCUAAAAUAUCUCUAAUUCGUUAUUAUCCAAUCUAAUACAAUCUUCUCCGUUAUCUUUAUCCAUAAUGUUUCUUCUUUUAUUCCUUUCCUUGUUUGCUUCUGGAGGUAGAAAACGAGCACGACCAAACCCAUCCAUCUCCAGAAAAAUUUGAACUUUUUUUCAUCGAUCUCUCAUUCCGAAGUUCUGGGACGGAUUCCUGAUGGGUUAUUCUCUGCCGAAGGAUUCUCUAUUCCUGGGAUUCGAUAGCUCAACUCAAUCACUUAAGGCAACUGUGCUAGAUGACAACCUCAAUAUUGUUGCUUCUGAUGUUGUCCAUUUUGAUUCUGAAUUGUCACACUACCAGACCAAAGAUGGGGUGUACAGGGACCCCAUGGUGGAUGGUAGGAUUGUCUCUCCAACUUUGAUGUGGGUGGAGGCUCUGGACCUCAUACUUGAGAAAUUGAAAUCAAAAGUGGACUAUGGAAAGGUUGUGGCCAUAUCUGGUAGCGGACAGCAACAUGGUAGUGUGUACUGGAACAAAGGCAGUAAGGCCAUGUUGGCAUCUUUGGACCCUACUAAGCCUUUAGUCAGGCAGCUAGGCAAUGCUUUCUCUGCAAAGGAUUCACCAAUAUGGAUGGAUAGUAGCACCACUUCGCAGUGCAGAGAAAUAGAGAAAGCUGUGGGUGGUGCAUUGGAAUUAUCAAAGCUUACAGGGUCUCGUGCUUAUGAGAGAUUCACUGGACCUCAGAUCCGGAAAAUAUUUAAAACGCAAAGGGAAGUUUACAGUGAGACCGAGAGAAUCUCACUUGUUAGUUCCUUCAUGGCCUCUCUUCUGAUUGGGGACUAUGCUAGUAUUGAUGAGGCUGAUGGAGCAGGGAUGAACUUGAUGGAUAUUAAUCAACGUAUCUGGUCUAAGACUGUUUUAGAGGCGACAGCUCCAGGUUUAGAAGAAAAGCUUGGGAAAUUGGCCCCAUCUUAUGCAGUUGCUGGUUUGAUAGCUCCUUAUUUUGUUAAGAGGUUCCACUUUAAAGACAACUGCCUAAUUAUACAGUGGUCUGGAGACAAUCCCAAUAGCUUGGCAGGUUUGACCCUAAAUACUCCUGGCGAUUUAGCAAUUAGUCUUGGAACCAGUCAUACAGUCUUUGGAAUUACUAGUGAGGCUCGGCCAGGACUAGAAGGACAUAUUUUUCCUAACCCAGUUGAUCCAAGUUGCUUCAUGGUUAUGCUUUGCUACAAAAAUGGUUCUCUAAUACGUGAAGAUGUGCGAAAUCGGUGUGCAGAGCACUCUUGGGAUAUUUUCAACCAGUUUUUAGAGAAGACACCGCCUCUAAAUGGUGGCAAAUUAGGAUUCUACUACAAAGACCAUGAAAUAUUGCCCCCUUUACCAGUUGGAUUUCACCGUUAUGUGCUUGAAAACUUGACUGGUGACUCGGUGGAGGAGAUAAAAGUGCGUGAGAUGCAGGAGUUUGACCCUCCUUCAGAGGUGCGUGCUGUAAUAGAAGGCCAGUUUCUCUCCAUGCGAGGCCAUGCAGAGAGAUUUGGUAUGCCAACUCCUCCCAAGCGGAUAAUAGCAACUGGUGGGGCAUCAGCAAAUGAGAGCAUUCUUAAAUCAAUUGCUAGCAUUUUUGGUUGUCCCAUCUAUACAGUUCAAAGACCUGAUUCUGCUUCCUUGGGUGCUGCGUUGAGGGCAGCUCAUGGGUGGUUGUGCAACAAUGAAGGUGGUUUUGUGCCCAUCUCGUCCAUGUAUGAGGACAAGUUAGAUAAAACCUCUCUUAGUGCCAAACUUGCAGUCCCUGCCGGAGACAAGGAGCUGCUGUCAAAGUACACCUUAAUUAUGAAGAAGAGAAUGGAAAUUGAGAAAAACCUUGUUGAAAGGCUUGGGCGCAGUUAGGCCAGCUACUAAAAAUAACGAGCUAUUCAUCCACCCGGGGUACUUCGGUACUAAUUUUGCAAUAUUCUGAUUGCUUGUACAGCAAAAGAACUGUUCUGAUGUUAAUUUCGUAGUAACAUUUGGAAGAAAUAAAACUAGGGAGAAAAAAUUUGUUAUGAUACUGGUGGUCCUGCUGAGGCAUCAUCUUUUUUAAGUAAUCAUGUUAAUGAUUUGAAUGUUAUCUUGUGGAAAUUGUUUAUG
Messenger RNA from Elaeis guineensis (African oil palm), 2251 nucleotides. RefSeq names its product xylulose kinase 2. Gene Ontology annotation, cellular component: cytosol. Gene Ontology annotation, biological process: phosphorylation; xylulose metabolic process; D-xylose metabolic process. NCBI's taxonomy places the organism in Eukaryota, Viridiplantae, Streptophyta, Magnoliopsida, Arecales, Arecaceae. The record is from RefSeq and is a predicted model, not a curated record. Gene Ontology annotation, molecular function: D-xylulokinase activity.